AUGCGAGAAAUAGUUCAUAUUCAAAUUGGGCAAUGUGGAAAUCAGAUGGGAGCAAAAUUUUGGGAAGUGAUUUCUGACGAACAUGGAAUAACCAACACGGGGUUUUAUCAAGGAGAUACUGAUCUACAGUUGGAGCGCAUAUGUGUCUACUAUAACGAAGCGAUUGGAGGGAAGUUUGUUCCACGAUCGAUCCUAUGUGACUUGGAACCGGGGACUAUGGAUGCAGUAAGGUGUGGUCCGGUGGGGCAGCUCUUUCGACCGGACAAUUAUGUGUUUGGCAGCACCGGUGCGGGGAACAACUGGGCCAAAGGACACUACACCGACGGUGCAGAGCUGAUCGACAACGUGUUAGAGGUGGUGCGCAAAGAGGCUGAAUUAUGCGAGUGUAUGCAAGGUUUCCAAGUGGUACACGCAUUGGGCGGUGGCACUGGGGCUGGAAUGGGCACGCUUUUGAUCAACAAAGUUCGUGAGGAAUUUCCUGAUCGAGUGGUGUGCAGUUUCUCAACUGUCCCUUCUCCGAAGGUGUCUGACGUUGUGGUUGAACCAUACAAUGCAACACUUUCCAUUCAUCAAUUGGUUGAAAAUUGCGACGAAACGUUUUGCAUUGAUAACGAAGCGCUUUACGAUAUUUGCAACCGGACACUUAAGUUGAGCACACCUACUUACGGGGAUCUGAAUCACCUCGUGAGUGCAACAAUGUCCGGAGUUACCACCUGCCUACGAUUCCCGGGACAGCUGAAUGCAGAUUUGCGAAAGCUAGCUACUAAUAUGGUACCGUUUCCACGGCUUCAUUUCUUUAUGCCCGGCUUCUCCCCUCUCACCAGCCGGCAUUCGAUGCCCUAUCGGAGCAACACGGUUCAGGAUCUGACACACCAGAUGUUCGACAACAAAAACAUGAUGGCCGCCUGUGACCCAAGACACGGUAAAUACCUCACAGUGGCCGCUAUGUUCCGAGGCAGGAUGUCGAUGAAGGAAGUUGAUGAACAGAUGUUGAACGUACAGAACAGAAACAGCGCCUAUUUUGUGGAAUGGAUACCAAAUAAUGUGAAGACGGCUGUUUGCGAUAUUCCCCCAAGGGGCCUGAAAAUGUCAGUCACGUUUAUUGGAAACAACACCGCGAUUCAAGAGAUCUUUAAGCGUGUUGGUGAACAGUUUGUCGCCAUGUUUCGGAGGCGUGCGUUCUUGCACUGGUACACAGGUGAAGGUAUGGAUGAGAUGGAAUUUAGCGAGGCUGAAUCAAAUAUGGACGACCUGAUAAGCGAAUACCAACAAUUUCAGGAUGCAACUGUUGAGGAUCAAGUGGAAAUACAGAAAUGAACUGAGAUGCAACUAAACUGCUGGUUUCAUCCGUUACAAGUCAUAGAUUCAAAGAUCGAUAAAAAACCCAACUGGACUUACUUUGAACAGAACGGUUCACUUUCGCUUUUCUACAUCCACAUGAAGUUUGCGUCAUCACUUGCCCUUUCAGUUCUCAUCACGUGUGGUGAACAGACAGUUUGAACCACUCAGUUUGCAAUGAGCUAUCACAUUUUUGUGAAUUUUUAACAUCUCGAAUGAUGAACACCACUUUCAACGUCUCUUAUUUUGACGAUUCCACCCAGAAAUACAAGUUUUGAAUUCUACGUUAGGAAAGUCUGUUUUUCA
Opisthorchis viverrini is the source of this 1644-nucleotide messenger RNA. RefSeq lists its product as hypothetical. Gene Ontology annotation, molecular function: structural constituent of cytoskeleton; GTP binding; GTPase activity. The transcript has 4 exons. Bases 1 to 1317 code for a protein of 438 amino acids. Gene Ontology annotation, biological process: microtubule cytoskeleton organization; mitotic cell cycle. The record is from RefSeq and is a predicted model, not a curated record. Gene Ontology annotation, cellular component: cytoplasm; microtubule. NCBI's taxonomy places the organism in Eukaryota, Metazoa, Platyhelminthes, Trematoda, Opisthorchiida, Opisthorchiidae.